ACACAAUAAUGUCACGUCAUUACUCCAGGGUCCUCAAGUCCACGGGGUGUCGCUAUUUAGGUCGGAACGAAUGUCUGAAAUGAAGCGGGCCACAAUUGAACGACGCACCUCCAAUAUUUCCGGCCAGUUCAGCGCGUCAGUGUUGUCAAAUCAAGAGCGGAGCAGGAGCCUGUCAGUUCAGCUGGACCCCUCAUUGUUAUCUAAUACUGCGAGCUCUUUAGAGUAUUCUGCACAAAAAAUGGUUCUGCUGACAAUGAUUGCUCGGUUGGCGGACGGGCUGCCGCUCGCCGCGUCAAUGCAAGAAGACGAACAGGGGAGUGUCAUCAUCCUGAAUGCCCCUGAUUGGGGGAAUGAAUGCCCUGAUCAGUAACUGAACAUUAUGAUCAGAGAAAUUGUUAGCCAGGGAUGUCCUGGAUGGGAUAGAGAAGCAGAUUCCCUCCUUCCUGGGGUUGAAGUUCAGUGGUAGUGACCUGCUGGACUUUGGCCAGUGUGUCAGUUACUGUCCGUCGGACUGCUCAGUCCUUUAUGACGUGGAUGAGGUAAAAAAAAAAAUAAAAAAAACCCACAUAACACACAAUUAGACCUGGAACGGUACAGGGGAGAUGGGAAAGGGAAGAGUUACAGCAUUUGGAGUUGUGGGGGUGGGUGGGGCGACGGUAGGGGUGGAGGGAUGGAUGCAGACCUGCGAAAGACUGGAAGAAAAGGGGGAGGAGGAGGAGGGUGUGGCUUUUGGAUGGGAGAACAGAGGGACCGAGCAGCGGGAGAGCAGUUCUACUGCAAGUUGGAGUUGUUCCAGAUCCUUCCGCGAACACUCUUUGGAAGUUUUAAUCGGCGGCCGAUGGCAGUCAUGCGGACGGACCGGGCCCUGCCCUGGUUCUGGUUCUGGCUCUGGUUCUGGUUCUGGUUCGGGCUCAGUAUCUGCGGCGACGACCCGGAGCAGACGACGCCUGGGCCCGGGCAGAGUUGUGACGGGACCACGGGGGGACGGUGCGACAGGAACCUCUCUUGCGUGCCUGACUACACCCCAGAUCCAGGGGAUGAAGCCGGGGCUGGAGUCUGCGUCCGGGUAACCCCGCCUGCAGGCUGCGUCCCCUGUUCAGAGGUGGAGUGUUCGUUGAAGAACUGGGAGUGUCCGGGGGGUUACGUCAUCGACCCGUGCGGCUGCUGCCCGCACUGCGCGCGACAGCGGGGCCAGAUGUGUGGGGGCCCCCACUGGGGGAGGGGCUACUGCGACAGGGGCCUCACCUGCGCCCUCAUCCUGGGAAACGCCCCCGCCACGCCCCCAGAAACCGGGGUCUGCAAAGCUCUCCCAGGGACCCAGAGAUACCCCUGGGUGGACAAGCAGUGCCCCUGGGUGUGGGGGUGCAACGUGAGGAUGUCGUCCUGCGACUGCUACGGCGAGCAGACCUGCCACAGGGUCUUCAGAUACCGCCACCUGCAGGACUGCCGGAAAGUCAUGGAGGAGGACAGGCUGUACGAGAUGGAAAUUAUAGAAAAGAUGGAAAGAGGAGAAGAAGAAGAAGAGUGGACCUGCAUGUUGAUGGGCUGCAAGGUCCAGGAGGACCGGUGCGUGUGCCAGAUGGGAAGCUGUGGAUCGCAACUCUCCAGGGGUGAAUGUGAAAAGGAGCUGAAGCGGCUCAGGUGCGCCAGUGUCACCUGCCCCGUUGUUCCAGUCCCUUCCUGUCCCCCAGACUCCUUCCUGACAAAGCCUUACAUUCCUCUGCAUCAGUGCUGCCCCCAGUUGCCUGCACUGUGUACCUGCGACUUCGAGAAAUGCCCCGCCAAGCCGCCAGACUGCCCUCCAGGCCAUCGUGCCCACAUUGUCACCAGGGGCAACGGUCGCCCGGGCAACUGUUGCCAUCGUUACCUGUGCAGACCGGGAGAGGAGUCCGCUACACAGAACAGGGAUGAGGAAGAGGAAUGAACGCACCCCAUGUUGUUGGACUCGCAAAAGGACUCCACAGCAGUCCCACUGACUACAGUUUGAACCAGUUUGCAUAGUUUUUUUUUAUGCACAGUUGCAAUAACUACCAUUGUCAGUAUAAUUUCUGUAUGUUUAUCUGCUGUUUUUACAUAUUUUUAUUCAGAUCAUGAUAUUUAAGGCAAUUACGCUUGCUUGUUGGCCUACUAUUACUCCAUAAAUAUUACAAAACAAUAGUUUUAUAUGUGGCCAGUUUAUUGUUAUCUCUGUAUUAUUAACUAUUUGCAUUUUGUAUUUUUAUCUUUCUGCAUGAUUACUGUCUCUUAGAGAACAAGUUGCAACUUUAAAGAAAUCAAUAUGAAAACCUAGGCUGAUAUGGGGAAUCAAUGGUUUCAUCCAAGCGGCCAAAACCAGA
Anguilla anguilla (European eel) is the source of this 2336-nucleotide messenger RNA. RefSeq names its product cysteine-rich motor neuron 1 protein-like. Gene Ontology annotation, cellular component: extracellular region. Lineage: Eukaryota; Metazoa; Chordata; Actinopteri; Anguilliformes; Anguillidae. The transcript is spliced from 7 exons. The coding region runs from base 671 to 1924 and encodes 417 amino acids. The record is from RefSeq and is a predicted model, not a curated record.